Molecule: messenger RNA, 2169 nt
Organism: Malaclemys terrapin pileata
Lineage: Eukaryota; Metazoa; Chordata; Testudines; Emydidae
Exons: 2
Coding region: 67-819 (250 amino acids)
Source: RefSeq, a predicted model, not a curated record
AGAGAGGCAAACGGAAGGUCCGGGGCAGAGCCGCAAACAUACCGCUUCUAUGCGGAGCUGCAUGCCAUGCUAGGGGGUGCAGCCACCACUACCCCAACUGUGUGCUUUGACUCCUUCAAUGGAGAAACACACAGGGAAGAGGGUUCGGGGUAUGAGGAAGAUGAGGAUGAAGAUAAUGUAGAUGGCUCACAGCAGCAAGGAAGCGGACAAACCGGUUUCCCCAACAGCCAGGAUAUGUUUAUCACCCUGGACCUAGUAACCCCCGAACUCACCCAAGGCGUGCUCCCAGACCCUGAGGGCACACAUGGGACCUCUGCUGCAAAUGUUUCUCCUUCGCAGAGGCUAGUGAAGAUUAGAAGGAGAAAACGGCGGACUUGGGAUGAUAUGUUCUCGGAGCUCCAGAUGUCCUCCCACGCUGACAGAGCACAGCAGAAUGCGUGGAGGCAGUCAAUGUCAGACUACAGAAAAGCACAAUAUGAACGAGAGGAGAGGUGGCGGGCUGAAUCGCAGGAUGAACAGAGCAAGAGGCGGGCUGAAGAUGAUAGGUGGCGUCAGCUUGCAGACAGAAGGCAAGAGUCAAUGCUCCGGCUGCUGGAGCAUCAAACUGAUAUGCUCCAGUGUAUGGUUGAGCUGCAGGAAAGGCAGCAGGAGCAGAGACCGCCACUACAGCUCCUGUGUAACCAACAGCCCUCCUCCCCAAGUUCCAUAGCCUCCUCACCCACACGCCCAAGAACACGGUGUGGGGGCCUCCGGCCACCCAGUCACUCCACCCCAGAUGAUUGCCCGAGCAUCAGAAGGCUGGCCUUCAAUAAGAGUUAAAGUUUUAAACUGCAGUGUGUCCUUUUCCUUCCCUCCUCCCCUGUGACGGGUUGGAUCACAGAAACCCCCUUGGGAACUGCCACCCGAUGUGCAAAGACUACCCCUGCUUCUGUUUUCCCUGCCAGCUCAGGACUCCAGCACCCUGUCUUGCUGAGCCAGACACUCCCGUCUGGCUCCAGACACAGACCCAGGGUCUGAAUCACUUGUCCCAAAGCUGCAAGUUUACCUGAAAACAGCUCGCAGUAGCGUGCUUGUCGUUAGCACUCAGAUGCCCAACUCCCAAUGGGGUCUAAACCCAGAUAAAUCCGUUUUACCCUUCAUAAAGCUUAUGCAGGGCAAACUCAUAAAUUGUUCGCCCUCUAUAACACUGAUAGAGAGAUAUGCACAGUUAUUUGCUCCCCCAGGUAUUAAUACAUACUCUGAGUAAAUUACUAAAUAAAAAGUGAUUUUAUUAAAUACAGACAGUAGGAUUUAAGUGGUUCAAAGUAGUAACAGACAGAACAAAGUAAGUCACCAAGCAAAAUAAAAUAAAAUGCGCAAAUCUAUGCCUAAUCAAACUAAAUACAGAUAAUCUCACCCUCAGAGAUGCUUCAGUAAGUUUUUCUCAGACUGGACAUCUUCCAGGCCUGGGCACAAUCCUUUCCCCUGGUACAGCUCUUGUUGCAGCUCAGGUGGUAGCUAGGGGAUUCUUCAUGAUGGCUCCUCUCCAUCUCUCUUCUCUUCCCCCCUUUAUAUAUCUUUUGCAUAAGGCGGGAACUCUUUGUCUCUCUGGGUUUCCACCCCCCCUCACUGGAAAAGCACCAGGUUAAAGAUGGAUUCCAGUUCAGGUGACAUGAUCACAUGUCACUGCAAGACUUCAUUACUCACUUGCCAGCACACACAUAUACAGGAAGACUCACAGGUAAAUACAGCCAUCUGCAGACAAUGGGAGUCAUCAAGAUUCCAAACCAUCAUUAAUGGUCCACACUUUACACAAUUACAAUAGGCCCUCAGAGUUACAUUUUAUAUUUCUAGUUUUAGAUAUAAGAGUGGUACAUUUAUACAAAUCAGAUGAUCAUACUCAGUAGAUUAUAAGCUUUGUAAUGAUACCUUACAAGAGACCUUUUGCAUGAAGCAUAUCCCAGUUACGUUACAUUCACUUAUUACCGUAUUUUCUCUAAAACCAGCUCAGUUACAUUAUAUUGACUUAUUAUCAAGUUUUUAUAAAACCAUAUAGACUGCACAAUGUCACACAGAAGGCUGGCCUUCAAUAAGAGUUAAAGUUUUAAACUGCAGUGUGUCCUUUUCCUUCCCUCCUCCCCCACCCAUCCCGGGCUACCUUGGCAAUUAUCCCCCUAGUUGUGUGAUGAA